This is a messenger RNA of Cryptococcus amylolentus CBS 6039, 969 nucleotides long. RefSeq lists its product as hypothetical. The coding region runs from base 1 to 969 and encodes 322 amino acids. The transcript has 3 exons. Lineage: Eukaryota; Fungi; Basidiomycota; Tremellomycetes; Tremellales; Cryptococcaceae. The record is from RefSeq and is a predicted model, not a curated record. Gene Ontology annotation, molecular function: oxidoreductase activity.
AUGCCCAUCUCGACCAUAGCAAUCCUCUACCCAGGCGCCAUGGGCGCCUCCCUCGCCCACGUUCUCUCCCUGCGCCUGCCCCAUCUCAGGCUCCUCACCUCCCUCUCACACCGCUCUCCCUCUACCAUCGCCCGUGCGGCCGCAUCGGGUCUUGUGGAUAUACCAAUGGAGCAAGCUGUCCAAGAGGCGGAUGUGAUUCUGUCCGUGCUGCCCCCGAGCGAGGCUGUCAAGCUUGCCAAGGAAGUAGCGGGGCAUCUCGGGGAGAAGAAGCCGGUCUACAUCGAAGCCAAUGCCGUUUCCCCCGAAACGGUGGCUCACAUAUCGUCCAUCUUUCAGCCCCACAAUAUUCCCUUCUUGGACGGAUCCAUCAUUGGUUUCCCUGCCACCAACAACCUCAGCUCCAUUCCCAAACUCUACCUCUCUUCCAAACCAGAAUGGGGCGACAAGCUCCGGGAGGUGGCUGAUGUAUUGAGCGGAGGAGGCGUAGGGAAGGGGCUGAGGGUGAAGGUGAUGGAAGACGCAGGCGAAGGAGGCGCGAGUGCGUUGAAGAUGUGCUAUGGUGGUAUCAAUAAGGGUGCUACAGGUCUAGCGGCGCUUCUCGUGCUCUCAGCACGAGCUCACUCUCCUGGAACGGCCAAGGCGCUACUCGACGAAAUGGUUGAAUCACAACCUGCUUUUACGCAAAAGCUGGUCAAGGGACUGCCGGAUAUGGUGCCCAAGGCUUAUCGAUGGGUCGGAGAGAUGGAAGAGAUCUCUGCCUUUAUCACAGCGUCAAUCAUAGACACUCCCUCGGCAUCGCAACAUACUAAUCCGGCGGAUACGUUCCAGGGACUCGCGCAAGCUUUCCAGCGUAUAGCGGACGAUCUGAAGGAGAAAGAAGCUGUGGAAAAGAAGGAUGAGGAGCUGAAAGGGCUUCUGGACUGGGCUGAAGAAGGAAAGUCGGAGCUGGAGAGGCGACAUCCAAAGUGA